AUGCACCUCUGGCAAACACAAGGAAGCACAGUCGAGACGAUCAGAACGACCAUGCAAGAACAACAUGGAUUUGAAGCCAGGCUCUGCGUCACAUACUGCGACUCGUUGAUUACCACCAAAGUCAAAAUCAUAGCUGUGAUCUGUUUAUUGGAGGGCAGCGAGUUGAUCGACCAAAGAUACAGAGAUGUCGAAGGCGGUAUGGUCGGAACAUCGGUUCUGAUCAACACCCUCCUGAUGCAGGUCCCAGAGGGGGUCACAUCCAGGCUACACACACAACAGAACACACAUGAUGGAAGUGCGCAAGUUGAUGUGGAUUUGCAACUUUCGUCCGGCGGGGCGAUGAGAUCUACUGAAUUACCCGGCAAUGAGAUUGUUGCCGACAAUCCACUUGAUAACCUCUUGGUAGACAUGGGGGAUGCGAACGCUCUCGAUAUCGACCUCAGUGCAUCUCAUCCAGAAGGCAUGCCCGCAUCUGGGAGCAAUCUACUUCCUUUAUCGCCUUCUACUAUGGCAAAGUUUAUGGGCGAUGGCCUGGGUCCAAUGUCUGACGACGGCGCUGUAGGCCUGUCGUUUGCCAAUCCAGUUGACGAGAUCGAGGUUACGAAUCAGCGAGAAAGCGGGCAAAUGUUUGAGGUUGAACAAGGCGCUUUGUCCCCCUUAUUCGCCCUGACGCCUUUCGAACACACUCAGUCGCCCGGUGCCAACUUCUCUUUUUCGCCUUUUCAGUCUGGUGUCGCAGGAGUGAACGAAUUCCUUCGAUCCAUUCCCAUAUCUGGAUUACUGAACGGGUUGCCUUUAUCGCCGCUUGUAUCCAGUGUAAACUUCAACAUGAGUUCCGGGACUUUUCUAGCGAGGCUCAAACCCUUUCGCAACCUGAAGCUUUUGAGAAUCUCCACCCUCGACUUUCUUCAAGAAACAGGCAAUGUUUUCUCUCAGGCCCUGGCCGAAAAUCUGUUCAGGGCUGCGAUUGAGGCCUGUGAGCCCCAGGUUGUGCGGGCCCUUCUGAAGACUAGUCUUGUGGACGUGAACGCCAUUGUCUGUACCGAGUUUAUCGAUAAAUCUCACGAUUUUGGUCAGCCAAUGCAGGUUCGCCGCACGCCGAUUGAGAGAGCAGCUGCGUUGCGUCAUAUUGAGAUGACGGAAUGUCUGCUUGACGCAGACGCUGAUGUCAACAAAACCUAUGUAGUUGAACAUUGGAAAUCGGAAUACGACGCCCUAGAAUGCGCCCUUGGUAUAUGGCCCAAAUGCGGGGAGAUCGAUAUCAAGUUGGUGAAGCUGCUUCUAGAUCACGGUGCUGAAGUAUCUGUCAGGAUACUUGAGACGGUCAUCUUCUGCAGAAAUGAAGACUUGAUUGUGGCAGUCCUGUCUAAAUUCUCUCCGUCCUGGCAUGCGAAGUUAUUUGAAAAGAAGCAUGAAUCAUCUUGCCUUCUCGUCAAUAUCAUCAUUCAUAUUCCCAACGAGCUAGCCAACAAGGUUGUGCAUUGGACCAUACAGGCGUGUCAAAGUACAAACUGCAACCAAUGUAUGGACGACCGCAAGGAGCCCAUAAAAGACGCAACAGUCGCUGCAGCGAAGAGGGGAAACCUACAACUCAUCGAGCUAUUACUUACAUAUGCGUUCUUGGAUGGGCUGGACGGUGUGCUUGCAGCAGCUGUCAGAUCAGGCAGCCGGGCGCUCGUCGAAUAUCUUCUAAACAAAGGCGUCAAUAUAGAUGCACCACCAUGCUGCAUCAACCUCGAGCGUCAUUUGCCGAAUACCUAUACAACACCAUUGACAACACCAUUGGCAGAAGCAAUUCGAACAGGCAAUGACGUACUGAUCAACCGUUUCGAAGAAGGCGGCACACUUGCUCGCCUGGAAGAAGAUGAUCGUUUUGAAUUCUCUCUGCUAGCUGCAACGGAGGUUGGCAAUGCGCCCUACCUUCAAAAGCUCCUUCAAAUGGUGCCGCAUCCAACCCAGUCGGCGCUCAUGCAGGCUUUUCGCCGGGCGAUGCAUGACAAACAUGAAGACAUUGCUUUGAUACUACUUGCAGCUGGUGCUUAUACAAAUCGUCUAUCUUUGAAGAAGGCGUUGAAGAUGAAAAGUAGACGAAUGUUUUCGGCAAUCCUGGAGUGUAACCCCGACAUCCAUUACGGAUAUGACGCAACUUUCGGGACCGUCUUGGAUAAAAGUUGCGGAAUUGACGAGGAUGCCAAAGAUUGCGUAAUUGGUUCUCACAUAUUCAAGCCCGUUCUUUUGGAGAUGGCCUCCGCAUGGGGAGAAUUGUCUAUUGUUCAAGACUUGAUCUUUAUCGGCGCUGACCUCAAUGCAUUUACACAUGCUCCCGCCCUGUCUGUCGCAAUACAGACAGGUAACGAACCCUUGAUUAAGCUUCUGAUCUACUCUGGGGCUGAUGUCAAUGCUGGCUUCGACUAUCCCCUGGGGGCCACCAAUACCAUUGUUUCUCCCCUCGCUGCUGCCGUGUCCGUGCAAGAUUCAAGCCUCAUACACUCUCUUCUGAACCGAGGCGCAGACCCAGCGAACACCGGGGCAUUAAUUGGGGCUCUAAACGCACCUGGCGAAGUCCUUAGCAUCAUGCUUCGGAAUUUUUGCCAACGAUAUCCCAACGGACGCACCGGUUUUGGAGGCACGGUGUUGCUGUCCGCCCUCAAGAUACACUCGGCUGCGGUCCUGGAUCUUUGCUUGGGCGCCAAACUAGACGUCAACAGCUUUAUAUAUGAUGAUAGAUCCGAGUUGAAUGGAUUAGAAAAUGUGACUUUCUUCGGAUUCGUUAUCCGCGAGUACGGUUGCAGUCAUUUGGACUUGGUCAAAAAGCUCCUGGAUGCUGGAGGGGAUAUCAACGGCCCAGCAAGUUUAAGAGCACGUUAUGAAGCCGUAAGAACUUUACCUCCCCCGAAUUUCUUCAGCAUAAUACGUAAUAAAGGUACCCAGACUGCCUUUCUGGAGUCCAUACAAACAAAGAGUUUGUCCUUGGUCGAACUGCUCAUCCAAAGGGGGGCAGAUGUCCAAAAAGCAGCGAGGUUAGGGUUGAAACAUACCCCCUUGCAAAAGGCUUGCGAAGUAGGAAGCCUACAAAUCGUGGAACUCCUCUUACAGCACGGCGCAGAUGUCAACGCACCCCCUGCUUUCAGUCAAGGUGCAACGGCACUCCAACUUGCAGCGAAGAUUGGAUCGAUACAAAUGGCUCAGCGUCUGCUUGGUUGCGGUGCGCAUGUGCAUGCUCCUAAGGGUCAGGUUGACGGGUACUCUGCACUUGAAUUUGCUGCAAAGUAUGGACGGUUUGGGAUGAUAAGCUUUUUGGCGAAGAAAGCAGACCCAGCGUUCACAGCGAAGGACUAUGAUGAAGCAGUUGUGCGCGCGCAGGAGGAGGGCCACUUGGCUUGUGUCUCUGUGCUUCAAGAGCUCAAGCACAGCUCUCAGGAGUAUAUUGGCUUUGAUUGUUGA
This is a messenger RNA of Pseudomassariella vexata, 3444 nucleotides long. RefSeq names its product ankyrin repeat-containing domain protein. Gene Ontology annotation, molecular function: protein binding. The coding region runs from base 1 to 3444 and encodes 1147 amino acids. The transcript is spliced from 6 exons. NCBI's taxonomy places the organism in Eukaryota, Fungi, Ascomycota, Sordariomycetes, Amphisphaeriales, Pseudomassariaceae. The record is from RefSeq and is a predicted model, not a curated record.